AUGGCGACAGCGACGACGCCCAACUCGCACCGCCAGGCCACUCAGUCGCACAACAGCCGCACACACAGCGUGCGCACCGUCUCGUGCGCCCAGCUCGCGCCAGACAGUCGACCCCCAGCCCCGCCCUUCGUCGAACAGCAACUCCGAUUCGUGCAGGCGCUCGGCGGCGGAGCGAACGACGUGGGACCGACGUCUGUGCCAAUGCAGACCUCACGCAUCGAUGGCAGGACGGUAGUGGCGGCAGCAGCAGCGGCGGCGGCAGAGUCCCGCAAACGAGCAGCUGUCGAGCAGGACGACACUCGCUCGCCUGAUGCGGGAGACAAGCGACAGGCAAAGCGGUCUCGCGGUCCGAACCCUCUGGCGGCACUCUCGGUGAAUGCGGCGACGGGAGGUGUGGAGAAAGGGGCGACGGACGGCACGAAGCGCAAGUCGCGCAAGACGUACGCCGGCGCAGAGAAGGAGAAGCUCCAGCACGAGUCGCAGCAGUGGCGCGCCAAGUACCGCAAGGCGUUCCCGUCGUUCACCUUCUACUUUGACGCGAUCGACGACUCGACAAAGGCGUCCCUCAGCGCCGCCGUCAAGAAGCUCGGAGCGUCGGUCGACAAUUUCUUCUCGAAAAAGGUGACCCACGUCGUCACCUCCCGCCCUCUCCCCUCGACCUCCGGCAAGGAGAACGACGGUGCGUCGGCGUCAAAAGCGAGCACAUCGGCCUCCGCAUCGACGAGUCGCUCCAAGAAGUCGUCUGCGCGGAGUCCAAAGACGUACGAGCUUCCGAACGGACAAAAGUUGUGGCCCCUCGCCAACGCAACCGACCACGACAAGAACCCGUUCAUCGACUCGCAGGACAUCCUGUCCAAGGCGCUCGACUUUGGCCUGAAAGUCUGGGCGAGCGAGAAGCUCCAGCUCAUCAUCGACCGCAUCAACCAUGCCUCGCCGAACAAGGACAAAGCCUCCCUUUCGCGCGACCCGUCCCUCCCAACCCUUCUGCGCGACGAACAGCUCUACGGCACACGAGAGCGCGACCCGCUCGUCGCCCGCGCGGAUAUGCACUACUUCCCCUCGACCAAAUCGUACCUCCUCGUCGAAGACUCGACGGGCGAACACCGUCCCAUCGUCGUGAAGGAGUACGAGCGGCCGAGGAAGAACGAGGUCCCGAGUUGGCCGGUCCUUUGGGGUGGGAUUGAGGGUCGCACGGGGUUCUAUCACUACGACGGACCGGAAAUCACGUACGAAAGGAGGGUCCCGCCUCGGCCUGCUCCUCCACCCGCUGCGACGAGCGGAAAGGCCGGCGGGUUCGGCUCGACUGCUGCGCGUGCCGUCGCUCCGAACCUUCGCCGCACCGUCUCGCUCCAGAACGUCGCGCGCGGACAACAAGCGGCCUACGGCUACCCAGGGUACGAGCCCGCUGGUCGCCGCGACUCGUACAUCGCCGCGUCCGGAAACAGCCAGAUCAUCACGUCCAACAUCCAGUCUGCGACGUCGACGGCUGCGAGGUCCGGCGCUGCGCAGGCCAAUCGCUUUGGGAAUCCCUACGUCGACAAGCGGCUCGCGGUCUUGUCGAACCGCACCGUCUCGGUCGCGGGCGGCAGUAUCCUCGGCAGCGGGUCGACGGCUGGUGGGAGCGGCGGCGUCGCGAGCGGUAGCGCAGCAGGGAGCGGCGGACGCCUCGCCGCCCUCAAGCGCAGCGAGCGACCUGGCGCUCUCAAGCGCAGCCUCUCCGUCGACGGCCACCUCGCGCGCGUCCCGAACCCUCCAGUGCGCGACGAGCCGAAGAAGGCAGGGUACUGCGAGAACUGCCGCAUCAAGUACGACUGCUUCAGGGAGCACGUUCGCAGUUCGAAGCAUCGCCGGUUCGCGCUCAACCCGAAGAACUGGGCGGACCUCGACAGGUUGCUCGAGCGGAUCGCACGCAAACCCCUUGAGGCGGGCGAGUGGGACCGCGGCGAGGAUGGCGCGUCGAGCGAAUUGGCAGCCGACGAGGGGGAGUACGAGGAUUCGGGCUACUUCGACGCUAGCCUCCUUGCCGGCGAUGCGGAGGACUGCGAGGACGACUCGGCACAGGACGAGGGCGACGAGGACGAGGUCAUGGACGAGGGAGAAGAGGAGGACGAGAGCUCGAAGCCGCUCGAGGCUCAGGUUCUCGCGCAGGCCGUGCGCGCCUAG
Molecule: messenger RNA, 2163 nt
Organism: Rhodotorula toruloides NP11
Lineage: Eukaryota; Fungi; Basidiomycota; Microbotryomycetes; Sporidiobolales; Sporidiobolaceae
Product: regulatory subunit for Cdc7p protein kinase
Exons: 4
Coding region: 1-2163 (720 amino acids)
Biological process (GO): regulation of cell cycle phase transition; positive regulation of nuclear cell cycle DNA replication
Cellular component (GO): nucleus; Dbf4-dependent protein kinase complex
Molecular function (GO): protein serine/threonine kinase activator activity; zinc ion binding; nucleic acid binding
Source: RefSeq, a predicted model, not a curated record